AUGAUAAACAACGAAAAUAAUUCAAAUAGUGCAUCAACUGAAGAAAAAGCGGAACAUCCAUUCGAUUUGGUAGGAUGGAACGAAACAAAAAUCACUAGGCCAUCAACAAAAGAUAUCGAAAUUGUGGAAAAGCAACUCAACAAGAAAUCCAAAGUUGUUCCACCAAGUGCGAUUGUCAAAAGAUGCAAAUGGGGAUAUCCCCAAGUAACAUUUGCUUUCACAAGCAAGAAUUUAGAAAAGAAUGUUGGCAACAAUCAUUUUGUACCGGGAACAUUUUUAUGGUUGACUUGCCCACGAGUCAACCAUAUAGUGGACAAGAUUGAAACUAGUGACGAAUUCAACAUAAUAAGACAAGAAUUUGGAGCUGAUCUUAAUUUUCCUAAAAGUAAAAAGGAGAAACGAAAAGCUCAAAAUCCUCAAACCAGUGAGAAAAAGACCAAGCAAGAAGAUUCUAGUACAUCCAUUGAAGAAAAAGAAACAACUAAUUUACUUAUGGAAACCUUUAAAAAUUAUGAUGACUGGCUUUCCAACAAAGCAAAAAUAACGGAAGGAAUUGAUAAGGAUACAGCUCUUUUGACACCUGAAGAAUUUAUCAUGUGGAAGUAUUCAGUAUACGAAAAAGAUUUGACUAAUUUACCACCCCAAAGAAAACGAUAUGGUAAUGCUGGUGUUUCUGUACCAACAUCUAUCAAAUGUCUUCAUUCUCACGUUGCCUCUUAUAUGGCAGGUGCCAAAGAUCAUGUUGGUAAGCGUACCUUUGAAGAAGGAAAAAACGUUAUCGUGAAUGUUUUACAUGAAGAAGAUAUUGAGGACUUAAAUUUCCCUUUAGAUUGUCGGUCUAACUGCAUUCGAUGUCGAGCGUUUGACACUGACCAUUCCAACAAAACAGAGAAAGAUGAGCAAUAA
Molecule: messenger RNA, 906 nt
Organism: Naegleria fowleri
Lineage: Eukaryota; Heterolobosea; Eutetramitea; Acrasida; Naegleriidae
Exons: 1
Coding region: 1-906 (301 amino acids)
Source: RefSeq, a predicted model, not a curated record